Messenger RNA from Myotis lucifugus (little brown bat), 2081 nucleotides. It is a transcript of the gene NELFA, whose product is annotated as negative elongation factor complex member A. NCBI's taxonomy places the organism in Eukaryota, Metazoa, Chordata, Mammalia, Chiroptera, Vespertilionidae. The coding region runs from base 186 to 1589 and encodes 467 amino acids. Gene Ontology annotation, biological process: negative regulation of transcription elongation by RNA polymerase II. The transcript has 10 exons. The record is from RefSeq and is a predicted model, not a curated record. Gene Ontology annotation, cellular component: NELF complex.
GGAGAGGCUGGACGCUGCCCUGGGGCCCCCAGAAGCUACCGGGAGUUUGAAGGGGCCCCUCUGUGUUUAGAAACAAAGGAUGGUGGCCGCACGUGGUGCUCUGCUCCUCCUGCACGCACUGCCCAGGGCAGCGGGCGGGCUCCCCGGAGGGCGGGGGCCACUGAGGACGCCCUCUCCUCCCGCAGAUGAAAGGCGCCCUGGCGGAGAUCAUCCAGCUGGCCACCCUGGACUCGGACCCCUGGGUGCUCAUGGUCGCCGACAUUCUCAAGUCCUUUCCCGACACGGGCUCGCUUAACCUUGAUCUUGAAGAGCAGAACCCCAACGUUCAGGAUAUUCUGGGAGAACUUCGAGAGAAGGUGACCGAGUGCGAGGCGUCCGCCAUGCUGCCUCUCGAGUGCCGGUACUUGAAUAAAAGCGCCCUGACGACCCUCGCCGGCCCCCUCACCCCCCCGGUGAAGCACUUCCAGCUCAAGAGGAAACCGAAGAGCGCCACGCUGCGGGCCGAGCUCCUGCAGAAAUCCACGGAGACCGCCCAGCAGCUGAAGAGGAGCGCGGGGGUGCCCUUCCACGCCAAGGGCCGGGGGCUGCUCCGGAAGAUGGACACCACCACCCCGCUCAAAGGCAUCCCGAAGCAGGCGCCCUUCCGCAGCCCCACGGCCCCCAGCGUCUUCAGCCCGGCCGGGAACCGGACCCCCAUGCCCCCCUCGAGGACGCCUCUGCGGAAGGAGAGGGGCGUGAAGCUGCUGCACAUUUCUGAGCUGGAUACGGUCGGUGCCGGCCGAGAGGCAAAGAGAAGAAGGAAGACGCUGGACACGGAAGUGGUGGAAAAGCCGGCCAAGGAGGAGACGGUCAUCGAGAACGCCACCCCCGACUACGCCGCCGGCCUGGUUUCCACACAGAAACUGGGGGCUCUGAACAGCGAGCCUUCGCUGCCCUCCACCAGCUACCUGCCUGCCACCCCCAGCGUGGUCCCGGCCUCCUCCUACAUCCCCAGCUCCGAGACUCCGCCAGCAGGCCUCACUGUGCUUACAGCCCCACCUUCCCGGGAAGCCAGCCGGCCCCCCGAGGAGCCCAGCACCCCGAGCCCUGCCCUGCCAGCACAGUUCAAGCAGAGGGCACCCAUGUACAACAGCGGCCUGAGCCCAGCCACGCCCACACCCACGCCCACGGCGCCCGCCUCACCUCUGACGCCCACCACACCCCCAGCUGUCACCCCUGCUGCGCAGGCACCUCCAGUGGCCAUGGUGGCCCCACAGACUCAGCCCCCUGCCCAGCAGCAGCCCAAGAAGAAUCUGUCCCUCACGAGAGAGCAGAUGUUCGCCGCGCAGGAGAUGUUCAAGACGGCCAACAAGGUCACGCGGCCCGAGAAGGCCCUCAUCCUGGGCUUCAUGGCCGGCUCCCGAGAGAACCCGUGCCAGGAGCAGGGGGACGUGAUCCAGAUCAAGCUCAGCGAGCACACGGAGGACCUGCCCAAGUCGGACGGCCAGGGCAGCACCACCAUGCUGGUGGACACCGUGUUCGAGAUGAACUACGCUACAGGCCAGUGGACGCGCUUCAAGAAGUACAAGCCCAUGGCCAACGUGUCCUAGGGUCGCCUGCCACUGCUUCCGCCGGCGACAGGCUCCAAGGACGCGGCUCUGGCUUCCGAGUGGCAGGCCUCCGCCAUGCUGCCGAGCCCUGCCUCGUUCUCGGGGUGUUUUAGACUGAUUUUUUAAGUUUUAAGAUGGGUUACUUUUUGUGUGAUCUAAGUCACUUUUUUGGAUUCAAUAUUACAUUUUUGAAUGUUAAAGUUAACCAAAAAAGUUCUAACUUCCUAAUUUUAGUGACAGCUCUGCCUGUUAUAGACUUUUACUUUUUUAUUUUUCUUAAAUUCCAUUGCCCUCGAGGUUGAGGGGACCAAAGGGGGGCCAGGCGGGACUGAGAACAGGGUGGGGACAGGCUGCUGAGGCCGAGCCACACUCCCGCCCACAGGUUUUCUACGCGUCUUUUGUACAGUUGUGAGCAUUUGAGACCAGCCUCCGGGCACCUGUGUUCAUUGUACAAACUACCUGAGUGAUUAAAGUUUAGCUUUUCUACAGGAA